AGGAAGACUAACGGCUCUGAAGGGCUUAAGCCUGUUUGAAAAAGAUGUUUCCUCUAAAAGAUACUGAGAUGGGUGCCUCCACUUUCUUCGCCUCAGCUCUGCCACAUGAUGUUUGUGGAAGUAAUGGCCUUCCUCUGACACCGAACUCCAUAAAAAUUUUGGGGAGAUUUCAAAUCCUUAAAACAAUCACCCAUCCCAGGCUUUGCCAAUAUGUUGACAUUACCAGAGGUAAACAUGAAAGGCUGGUUGUGGCAGCUGAACACUGUGAAAAUAGUUUGGAAGAUUUGCUACGAGAAAGCAAGCCAGUCAGUUCUUCAAGGAUCUUAUGCAUAGCGUAUGAGGUUUUGCAAGGUUUGCAGUAUAUGAACAAACAUGGAAUGGUCCACCGAGCGCUGUCCCCUUGCAAUAUUCUUUUGGAUCAAAAGGGACAUGUGAAGUUGGCUAAAUUUGGACUCUACCAUAUGACUGCUCAAGGUGUUGAUGUUGAUUUCCCUAUAGGGUACCCUUCAUAUCUGGCACCUGAAGUAAUUGCACAGGGAAUAGUCAAAGCAAGUGAUCAUACUCAGUGUGAGAAGCCUCUGCCUUCUGGCCCUAAAUCAGAUGUGUGGUCUCUUGGCAUAAUCAUAUUUGAGCUUUGCAUGGGGAGAAAACUAUUCCAGAGUCUGGAGAUAGCAGAAAGAUUGAAAUUUAUAAUUAUGUUAGGCUGUGUAGAUGAUAUUGUAACUGUAUUGGCUGAAGAACAUGGUUGCCUUGAUAUUAUUAAGGACCUUUCUGAAAAUGUUGUAGCUCUACUGAAGAAAUGCCUUACAUUCCAACCUUCUAAGAGGCCAACUCCAGAGGAAUUGCUGCGUGAUUGUUUGUUCAGUGAAGUGUCUUCAGUAUAUCCUACCUUCCACAAACCUCCUGGUCUGUUCUCAUCUUCUCCAAGGUGUGCUAAUUUAACACUUCCUGAAGACAUAAGUCAAUUAUGUAAAGAUGAAGAUAGUGAUUAUCUAGCAGAAAGAUCAAUUGAAGAGGUUUAUUAUCUCUGGUGUUUGGCUGGAGGAGACUUGGAGAAAGAACUUGUCAACAAGGAAAUCAUUCGCUCAAAGCCACCUAUCUGCACACUUCCCAAUUUUGUAUUAGAAGAUGGUGAGAGCUUUGGACAAGGACGAGACAGAAGUUCCCUGCUAGAUGACACGACUGUGACUUUGUCUCUGUGCCAGCUCCGAAAUAGACUGAAAGAUGUUGGUGGGGAAGCAUUUUAUCCAUUGCUUGAAGAUGAUCAGUCAACUCAACCUCAUUCAAACAGUAGUAAUGAGCUGUCUGCAGCUGCUAGUCUUCCUCUGAUCAUCCGGGAGAGGGACACAGAGUACCAGCUAAAUAGAAUUGUCCUUUUUGACAGGCUGUUGAAGGCCUACCCUUAUAAGAAGAAUCAAAUUUGGAAAGAAGCCAGGGUUGACAUCCCUCCUCUUCUGAGAGGCACAACCUGGGCUGCCCUGUUGGGUGUUGAGGGUGCCAUACAAGCAAAAUAUGAUGCCAUUGAUAAAGACACGCCGAUUCCUACAGACAGACAAAUUGAAGUUGAUAUUCCUCGUUGCCAUCAGUAUGAUGAAUUGCUGUCAUCACCAGAGGGUCAUGCAAAGUUUAGACGAGUAUUGAAGGCCUGGGUUGUUUCCCAUCCUGAUUUGGUGUACUGGCAAGGUUUGGACUCUCUUUGUGCACCGUUCCUCUAUUUGAAUUUUAACAAUGAAGCUCUGGCAUAUUCCUGCAUGUCUGCUUUUAUCCCCAAGUAUUUGUAUAACUUCUUUCUGAAGGAUAAUUCUCAUGUUAUUCAAGAAUACCUGACGGUGUUUUCCCAGAUGAUUGCAUUCCAUGAUCCAGAGCUGAGUAACCACCUUAAUGAAAUUGGUUUUAUUCCAGAUCUUUAUGCCAUUCCCUGGUUUCUUACUAUGUUUACACAUGUCUUUCCUUUGCAUAAAAUUUUUCACUUGUGGGAUACGUUACUGCUUGGAAAUUCCUCCUUCCCAUUCUGCAUUGGAGUUGCAAUACUUCAACAACUGAGAGAUCGUCUUCUGGCUAAUGGAUUCAAUGAAUGCAUUCUCCUUUUUUCAGAUUUGCCAGAGAUUGAUAUUGAGCGUUGUGUUCGUGAGUCAAUCAACCUGUUUCGCUGGACCCCGAAGAGCGCUACCUACAGGCAGUACGCGCAGCCUCCCCGGCAGGCCAGUGACAGCAACUGCACCAGAAGUUCCAUGUCCUGCUUUUCAGCAGACUAUCAGGAAGCACCUCAAAGUGACCUGUCUAGGGAUGCCAUCAAGUUGGAUGACCUGAAGGCAGAGGUGUCACCACGAAUUUCAGCAGAAGAUCUGAUUGAUCUGUGUGAGUUGACAGGACCUAGUCAUUCCAAAACACCUGUAAAGAAAACAAAGCCUAGCAAGCCCAAGCUUCUGGUGGUGGACAUCCGUAACAGUGAAGACUUUAACCGUGGCCACAUUUCUGGCAGCAUCAAUGUCCCAUUUGCAUCAGCAUUUACUGCAGAAGGGGAUCUCGUCCAGUGUCCAGCGACUGCCACGCUCCAGAGCUUUAAAGGAAGAGUUGUGGUGAUUGUAGGAAAUGCAGUGAAGAACACAGCUGAAUUUGCAGCUCAUCUAGUGAAAAUCAAGUACCCAAGGGUCUGCAUCCUAGAUGGAGGAAUCAACAAGAUCAAGCCAACUGGUCUCCUCACUGUUCCUUCUCCACAAAUUUAA
Messenger RNA from Chaetura pelagica (chimney swift), 2726 nucleotides. It is a transcript of the gene TBCK, whose product is annotated as TBC1 domain containing kinase. NCBI's taxonomy places the organism in Eukaryota, Metazoa, Chordata, Aves, Apodiformes, Apodidae. The transcript has 25 exons. The record is from RefSeq and is a predicted model, not a curated record. Gene Ontology annotation, biological process: protein phosphorylation; activation of GTPase activity. Gene Ontology annotation, molecular function: GTPase activator activity; ATP binding; protein kinase activity. Bases 45 to 2726 code for a protein of 893 amino acids.